Trichoplusia ni (cabbage looper) is the source of this 1543-nucleotide messenger RNA. RefSeq names its product ras-related protein Rab-30 (gene RabX6). Gene Ontology annotation, biological process: regulation of endocytosis. The coding region runs from base 155 to 778 and encodes 207 amino acids. NCBI's taxonomy places the organism in Eukaryota, Metazoa, Arthropoda, Insecta, Lepidoptera, Noctuidae. The transcript has 3 exons. Gene Ontology annotation, molecular function: GTPase activity; GTP binding. The record is from RefSeq and is a predicted model, not a curated record. Gene Ontology annotation, cellular component: endosome.
ACAUCACUAUUGCUUAUGUUAUGUCAACGUUAGUGGGUGUGUAGCUGCGUAUUUUUAUGAAUUAGAAUAAUUUAUUUUGGUUUAUACCUGAGAUGAGACUUGAUAUUUAGUUACAUUCGACCUUGGAGAAUUAUUAUAGCCUCCGAUUUCAAAGAUGGCUAUGGUAAAGACGCCUGUGUUGAAAGUUAUAUUGUGUGGUGAAUAUGGUGUCGGAAAAAGUUCUAUAUUUCGUCGAUUUAUUAACAAUACAUUUGUUCCAAAUUCAGACAGAAGGUCAACUUUAGGAUUGGAUCACUUUGAAAAGUCAUAUCAACUUACGGAUAAGACGGUCAAGUUACAAUUAUGGGACACUGGAGGCAUGGAGAGGAUUGCUUCAGUAACCUCCAGCUACUACAAAUUUGCUGAGGCAGCAAUUCUUGUAUUUUCACUUGAUAAUGCAUCCUCAUUUCAUGUCUUGAGCCAACACUUAUUAGAUAUUGUAACAUACGCUGAAAACGCUAAAAUCUUUCUGUGUGGAAAUAAAUCUGAUUUGGAAGGUUCUUCACCUCAAGUUACCGAUGCUGAUAUUGAAACUUUUUGUGAACAAUGCCAUAAUCUGAUCAGCACCACAUACAAAACAUCAUGCAAGACUGGUAAAGGUAUUGAAGAAAUGUUUACUGAUAUUGCUAUGCAACUGGUAGAGUCAAAUAGGUCUAGGAUUGAGCUGCAAACUUUGGACCAUGACAGCUUCAAGAUAUCGAAUCCAGAACCAGUUGAAGAUGCAUCAUGUAGCUGUUGAUCAUAGAUUUUGCUUUAAAUGGUAUUUAUUUUUUUGUAGCUAAGAUGACAAGAUGUGCAUAAUAUAAUUUAUAAUAAUAAUGCUUUAAUAUAACAGAUAACAACUGCAUAUUGAAUAAAGCACUAGAAUAAGUUUUAUCAAUGAACAUGACCUUGCUAAGUCAUUUAGAUUUUGUAUUAAGAAUCUCAACAGUAUGGGACUAAAGUAUUACUUUACUAUACACAUUUUUGUAAUAAAAUUUAAGAAUUAUUAAAAUUCAUAUUAAAAAUUGUAAGAGGGAACUGGACUUUGGUCAAAGAUAAAAACAGUUAAAGUAAAUAUAAUAUGUUGUAUCUUAAGAACAUCUCUGUUGCAGCAUUUAAUUUCAAAUUUGAUUGUUAUUAUGUAGACAAGCUUGCUUGUUAUAUUUGUAAGUAGGUUGUGUGUUGUUUUGAAAUCCUUUAUUUGCCAUUGAAUUUUAGGAUUUUAUACUUAAAACAAAUAUUACUAAGUUAUAACAACUUAUUGUUAUUUUUUGUUUACCUAUAUAUUACUAUGUAUCUCAAAUCCCAGUAUUUUGAAAUUUGGCCUAACUUUAGUAUUGAAUAAUGAUCAUUCCGAGCCAAAAGGUUAUUUAAUAAAAACUAAGAAAUGUUUUAUAUUAUUAUUGAUAUAUUGGCUUCACUUCUAAACUACAGUGAAUUAUUUGUUUGUGGAUGUUGUAUGUUGAUUGCAGGUACCUUAGUACUUCAUUUGAAUGAACAAUAAACUUAUGUGGCAUAACAA